AUGGAGCCCGAUGUCGAAGACUGUUUGAGAGUCUUUGUAAAGCAACUUGGAGACUUGAGUCAGACUCAAAAUCCCAUCGACCUUCAGUUUUGGAUGCAGUGUUAUGCAUUCGAUGUUGUCAGUCAAAUCACAUACUGCGCUAUGGUGGGAAUAGAACACGAGCUACAUGGAACCCUCGACUGGAUACUGUCCAAACUCCCACCAGGACAGCUGAUGAAUGGGGUCAACUUCACUGCCGAGCAGCUGAAAAAGGGCAGAGUCCGGUUUGACAUGGAAAAGGGGAGCCCAGACAGGCAAGACUUCAUGUCCAAGCUCUUCCGUCUACACCACGAAAAUCCCGGAAAGUUCCCAGAAAGCGCGGUCUUUACGACCUGUAUGACCAACAUUGGAGCUGGCUCUGACACAACUUCGAUAUCACUGUGCGCUGUUAUCUAUGACCUUGCGUCCCACCCCAGGGUGCUUCAGAGGCUUCGGGAAGAUAUCGACGCCAAAUUCGCAGAGCUAGACAACCCUGAGUUCAUCCCUUUCAAAGACGCCCAAGCUAUGAGCUAUCUCCAGGCUUGCAUCAAGGAGUCACUCAGACUACAUCCAGCAACAGGUCUUCCGCUAGCCCGUGUUGUCCCUAAAGGUGGCGUGAAUCUUCUUGGCAGAGACUUCAACGAGGGUUGCGUUGUAGGCGUGAAUACUUGGGUCUUGCACCGGAAUAAGGAUGUUUUCGGUGCUGAUGCCGAUGAAUACCGCCCUGACAGGUGGUUUAGUCAGGACAAAGAACACAUUUCUCUCAUGGAAUCGAAUUGGAUACCGUUCGGGGUAGGUUCUCGUACCUGCAUUGGGAAAAACAUCAGCUUGCUGGAAAUCAACAAGCUUGUGCCCAUCUUGGUCAAGACCUUUGACUUCACACCCGUGGAGCCGGAAAGAAUCCGGCAUGAGAACUACUGGUUGGUUAAACAGGUCGAUAUGUUAUGCAAAGUUUCACCGAGAAGUCCCUAG
Messenger RNA from Colletotrichum lupini, 990 nucleotides. RefSeq lists its product as uncharacterized. The record is from RefSeq and is a predicted model, not a curated record. The coding region runs from base 1 to 990 and encodes 329 amino acids. Gene Ontology annotation, molecular function: iron ion binding; oxidoreductase activity, acting on paired donors, with incorporation or reduction of molecular oxygen; heme binding. The transcript is spliced from 5 exons. NCBI's taxonomy places the organism in Eukaryota, Fungi, Ascomycota, Sordariomycetes, Glomerellales, Glomerellaceae.